Messenger RNA from Colletotrichum scovillei, 1889 nucleotides. Its product is annotated as homoserine O-acetyltransferase. The record is from RefSeq and is a predicted model, not a curated record. Gene Ontology annotation, biological process: L-homoserine metabolic process. Bases 274 to 1620 code for a protein of 448 amino acids. Gene Ontology annotation, molecular function: homoserine O-acetyltransferase activity. NCBI's taxonomy places the organism in Eukaryota, Fungi, Ascomycota, Sordariomycetes, Glomerellales, Glomerellaceae. The transcript has 2 exons.
GUUGGCGGGGGUUGCUGAGGCUUCUUCUGGCUGGCUGACGGCACUUGCUUGCAGUGAGAGCCAGUAACUGCCUGGAACUUCAGAGUCUUAAACUUGCAAAGAACAAUACGACAUCUAAAUUUAGUUCCGCAAAAGUUGCAGCUACUUGGAAGCAAGUUCGUUCGGUCAAAUUUGAAGAAUAAAUCUGUCAUUGAACUCGACUCCGUGCCGUGUGCAACACCUAAACCAUCACCACCACACUAUCCACAUAACGGCGACUUACAAUCACAAGUCAUGCGGGGGUCCGUCCAAUCUACAGGUCUGAAGAUGGUUCUCUUACUCGACUCUGAUCCGAAUCCCGACAACUUCUAUUCCCGGCUCAUUCGAGGCCAAAAAUUCGCCGUCAUUCCAACAUUCCGGCUGGAGUCAGGCGAAGAACUCUUUGACUGCCCAAUCGCAUACAAAACAUGGGGAAAAUUGAACGAGCAAAGUGAUAAUGCUCUGAUCAUAUGCCACGCUCUGACGGGGAGCAGUGACGUGAGCGACUGGUGGAGCCCCCUCAUAGGACCUGGGAAAGCCUUUGACCCUCGGCACUUUUUCAUCUUCUGUGGCAAUGUCUUGGGCUCCCCCUACGGAAGUGCGUCUCCUUUGACCAUUAACCCAGGCACUGGCCAACGAUAUGCCAGCGAGUUCCCCCAGACGACGGUCAGAGACGAUGUCAGAGCACACAAGAUGGUGCUUGAUGCUCUCGGUGUCAAGUCAGUAGCAGCCGUCAUUGGAGGCUCUAUGGGUGGCAUGACAACUCUUGAAUGGCCCCUCUGUACACCAUCAGGUUUUGUCCGAAACAUUAUUCCUAUUGCUACGGCUGCUGAUCACUCUGCCUGGGGCAUAUCUUGGGCUGAAACCCAACGACAGUGCAUUUACUCCGAUCCAAAGUACGACGACGGAUACUAUGAGCCGCUCCCGGAAGGCCAACCCUCGGCAGGACUUGCAGCAGCUCGGAUGAUUGCCAUGCUGACAUAUCGUUCUUGCACGAGUUUCGAUAGCCGCUUCGGGAGAAAACCUCCACGGAAUCCCCAGGUACCUCAGGAACCACCUUUAGAUCUUCCGAGGACAGGCGCGUCCAUCAUGGAAACGCCAAGACCCAGGAGAGACAGAGGCCCGCAGCGGAAACAAAAUCCAUCAUUUUCGGCCCAGGGAUAUCUACACUAUCAAGGAGAGAAGUUUAUUAACAGGUUUGACGCCAAUUGUUACUUGCACAUCACCAACAAAAUGGACGGUCACGAUGUCACCUAUGGCCGGACACAACCAUCGGGCGAUGAAGGCUUGGCAGAGGUGUUGUCUCGAGUACCGCCGGGAGCCUUGGUCAUUGGCGUGGAGACCGAUGCGCUUUUCCUCCCUGAGCAGCAAGAGCGGCUUGCCACCAACUUACCUGGUGCAUCAUUACACGUUCUCAAGUCAUCUGAUGGACAUGACGGUUUCCUACUCGAAUUUGAGCAGCUCGAUACCUUGAUCCAAGCCCAGCUAAGAUCUCAUUUGCCGAAUCUCUAUGACAUGAUACAUGAGUCAGAUGAAUCCCUAGAUCUUCCUACGAUAGACGAGGCUGGGGAAAGCUUGACGGGCGAAGUCGAGGAUUGGUAGAGCUGUUUAGGUAGCUCAGGCUUUAGGUCAAAGCCCGAAGUUAGGGGCAUCCUUCAGAUGGACGGGACGCUAGGCAAAGUUAUCGGCAGCCUUUGACAGCGGCUUUACCACGUCAACAAACACACUCGACGUAGAUAAGAGACUUUUUGCCUGCUCACACAGCGUUUCAAUACGCCCCAUCUUCUACCGGUUGCUUCAUGGUCAUGUGGCGGGAAGGCAGAGAACAGGACGGAUGAAAUUGCCCAUGCCUGCGAAGCGACUCUACUAGA